AGGUUUUGACACACAAACAAGUACACAACUCCAGCGGCUGAAACCUAAGAAGCUCUGCUCUUCUUCCAAACUGGUUUUUGAGUUAGUGAAUUUCUUGCCUGUAACGAUUCUCCGUAACGGCUCUCUGCAACUUUGCUACCUACCUCUCUGGUGAUCCAUCUCCUCUCUCACCUCAAGCAGCGUCAGUUAGGACUCGAACCAGACCUGCUUUUGCGGUUGGGAACUUAGGUUUAUCGGAGUUCCAGAACAGAAAUCUGCGGAGGGAGAAUAUUGUAAGGUCAGUUUAUGAAAAAAUAGAAGCACUUUGAAGCAACAAGUAAAGGAGAAACUUCGGUUUAAAAUAAUGGCAGCAAUAAAUCCAAACCAAUAUCCAAACCGAUUUAGCUUUCUGAUCAGGCGAUGAGUUUAAUUUCUCAAAAUGCACUUCCAAAAAAAAGUGUUGAUAAGGUUGAAAAGCAGGAGUCCAAAGAGCCUGUAUUUUUGGAAGGGAAUGAAGAAACUGAAGUUACAAAAGAACCCAACUCUGAUGGCUUCAAGAAUAAAAAGAGAAAGAAAGAGAAAAAUGAAGAUGAGAAGCAGUUAGAGAUUGUGCAGGAAAAGGAAAUGAAGAGGCUGGAGAACUUCUUGUUCGGGUCUCUAUACUCUCCAGUUGUAUAUGGAAAGGAAGAUGAGGAAGAAGUGAGAGAUUUUACUGAUGGGGGUCCUGCUUUGUUCUUUACAGAUCGAUCUGCAGAUGAGGUAGUAUCAGCUUAUGAGAAGGAGGUGGAAUUUCAGAAGGAGAGCAAUGAUGAAGUAGAAGCAAUGGAGAGGAAACCUGCAUGGGUGGAUGAAGAGGAGGAAAAGACAACUGUAGAUAUCGUGAAAGUUAACAGACUGAGGAAAUUGAGGAAGACAGAUGAUGAGCGUUUGAUUUCUGGUUCAGAUUAUGUGUCAAGGUUGAGGGCUCAGCAUGCCAAGCUGAACCCAGGGACAGAGUGGGCCCAACUUGUCCCACGAUCAGGUAAUUAUGAUCCUUCUGAUGAUGAAUCAGAUGAAGAAAAUGGUGUCAUGAUAGCCCAGGGUUACAAGAAUAUUGAAGCCGAUGAUGAUAUCCUUCGGUCAAAUGAAGACCUUGUUGUGAAGAAUGGUGCAAAGUUGUUACCUGGAUUACUGGAGUACUCGAGAUUGGUAAAUGCAAAUGCCAUGGAUCCCUCCAGUGGCCCCAUUAAUUCAGUUCAAUUCCACAGAAAUGCUCAGUUGUUACUUGCUGCUGGAUUAGAUCGAAGGCUAAGAUUUUUCCAGAUUGAUGGGAAACGGAACACUAAGAUACAAAGCAUCUUCCUCGAGGAUUGUCCCAUUCGCAGAGCUGUUUUCUUACCUGAUGGGUCCCAGGUUAUUGCUGGGGGAAGGCGUAAGUUCUUUUACAGUGUUGAUUUGGUGAAAGCAAGUGUUGAUAAGAUAGGACCUUUAACAGGCAGGGAGGAGAAAAGCUUGGAAGUUUUUGAGGUAUCCCCUGAUUCUAGUACUAUUGCUUUUUUGGGUAAUGAAGGUUAUAUUGUCUUGGUUUCAACGAAAACAAAAGAGCUGAUUGGCACGCUGAAGAUGAAUGGAACUGCUCGAGCUUUGGCUUUUGCUGAUGAUGGAAGGCAACUGUUGAGUUUUGGUGGGGAUGGGCAUGUCUACCACUGGGACUUGCGAAGGAGGACAUGCAUUCAUAAAGGUGUCGACGAAGGUUGUGUCUAUGGUUCAGCUCUUUGUACCUCUCCAAAUGGAAGUCUUUUUGCAGCAGGUUCAGAAAGUGGGAUUGUCAAUAUUUACAACAGAGAAGAUUUCUUAGGGAACAAAAGAAAACCAAUCAAGACUGUUGAGAAUUUAACUACUGCGGUGGAUUAUUUAAAAUUCAAUAAUGAUGCUCAGAUAUUGGCUAUUUGCUCAACUAUGCAGAAGAAUAGCUUAAAGCUAAUUCACGUUCCAUCUUUCACUGUAUUUUCCAACUGGCCCCCACCGAAUAAGACUCUGCAUUAUCCUAGAUGUUUAGAUUUCAGUCCUGGUGGAGGUUUCAUGGCCAUGGGAAACGCUGCAGGGAAAGUUUUCUUGUACAAGUUGCAUCAUUACCAACAUGCAUAGAGUGAUGGGAAUGUAAUAGGAACAUCUCAGCUGUCUUUUACGUGGCAUUGGCAUGCAUAGAGUGAUGGGAAUGUAAUCUGAACAUCUCAGCUGUCCUUUAUGUGGCAUUGGUAUUCCAGAUGCCAAAUUUGAAAAGCUGGGCAAAGUUCAUAGAGUGGUGGUAAUCUGACUGCUUGCCCUUCAUUGGUAUGUGAGAUGCCAAAAGUUUGUGACAACUGUUUUAGGUCCUAGCAGAGUAUCAAUUUUUGUUGUAGGAGGAUUAUGUGUGGUAAUUAUUAUUUAGCUUACCUUGAACUUUUAGAUUUUGUUUUUAUCAAAGAGUUCAUUGUUUCUUUUUGCUACUCCUGUUACUUUGUAUGGUGGCAUUAUUAUGAGGGAGAUAAUAAUGAGCGUCUCCAGUAAUUGAUUUGGGUGAGAAUAUUUUUUUA
Molecule: messenger RNA, 2534 nt
Organism: Macadamia integrifolia
Lineage: Eukaryota; Viridiplantae; Streptophyta; Magnoliopsida; Proteales; Proteaceae
Product: U3 small nucleolar RNA-associated protein 18 homolog
Exons: 3
Coding region: 400-2106 (568 amino acids)
Biological process (GO): rRNA processing
Cellular component (GO): Pwp2p-containing subcomplex of 90S preribosome; small-subunit processome
Molecular function (GO): protein binding
Source: RefSeq, a predicted model, not a curated record